AUGAGGAUUAUAUUCUCUUCAACAGGAUUUCUGCAUGCAUCGGUGUAUGGAACAGAUGAACCUCACGUGCUGGGCAACUUAGAUGUAUGGAAAUCUGAUGGUCAUUGGGCUUCUCUUACCAUAUGUCCAUCACGUGACGACAAGAUAGGUCGAGAAAAGCAUCUGUUACUCUCAGGGACGCCAAACCUUGGUUUUAAAGUGCAGUUAGAAAGUUCUGUUGAGAGGAUAAUGCUAAAUGAUCCAGUGAAGUUCGAUUUAGGCCCUCAGGAAUCGAACAAAGUUUUCCAGUUCAUCCCAGAAGGGGACAUCUCUGACAUGCAACUUGACGUCACGGUCAAUUCUGAAUCUGAUGACGUACCAGCUUACUUAAAAGUAUCACGUGAUUGUGAGGAUGUAAAUGAGAACGUUGACGUUGUGGACUACAAGGGAGAGUCAAUUCGUCUGUCGUUCGCCGAAAAAGGACGGAUUACUUUGUCGAAAGUUUCCAUUCCACCAUUGACUGAUUCCGAGUCAACCUGGUUUAUCGGAAUUUCUAUUAAGAAUGCUACAGGUGAAACGAAAGAAGAUGCGACAAAGAAUGUGACUUUAACUCUGAAAAGUUCAUUUGAUUAUUCUUACUUUUGUCCUAUAUUUGUUUGGGUCACGUUGUCCGCAGUCUUAGGUUCAUUGGUGGCGUAUGGCGGCUUUCACUGCUUUCCGAUUACGUACACCGCUACCGAAAGUCAGUCAGACCAGGAUGUUGAUUCCUCGACUACAGACACUGAUCCUCUUUCAUCCAGGGGAGAGAACAUUCAACUACUAGACAGUCUGCCUCACCCACCUCAAUCCAGCAGCACUGCAGAAAAUAAAGGACCAAAUUAUGGAGCGACUGCUGUCUCAGUUGAAGUAAAGACACCCACGCAAGAUGAUGAACGAGCAGAGUUACUUCAAAACACUCAAGAAAGUUUCCGACAAGCAAGUCAGACAGGUAACUCUUAUACUCACCCGAGAGAAGUAAGGAUAAUGGGAAGAUGCUAUGAAGUUGUGAAGAACUGGUUUAAACGUGGUCCUAAAACAUACUCGUACAUUACUGGUAUCGUGGGGUGCGUGUUGAUGAUUGGUGCAGGCCAGUUUGUUUUCGCUAACUGGCGUUUAAUGAUAGAGGAAGGAGAUAAGGACACUUGUUUUUACAAUGACUUUUGUUAUAGAGUCAGCCCCUGGGAUGAUAUUCCAAUGAAUUUAAUGAUUAGUAACUUAGCAUAUAUGAUCCAUGGCCUUAUUCUUGCUAUUUCUGUCAUGUUGAUGGAAUCAAAGCUAUUUUCUCAUCAUAGAAAUCGUAAUAGUUUACCUCCAAGGUAUGCUUUUUCCAUGGGUUAUGCUUUUGCAUGGGCUUUAUUUUUUGAAGGUUGCUUUUCCUUUGUCUACCAUCUCUGUCCAAGUAAGUUAACGUUUCAGUUUGAUACAGGGUUUAUGUUCGUGAUUGUAGGAUUGGUUGUUGUUUUGUUGUACAAUGGAAUUGAAAUGAAGGAGAAUGAGGGAGAGAGAGGGUUUGUCGAUGCAGCCAAUUUCUUCCUAUAUUUCCUGGUACCAUUAUACAUUUUUAACUAUUUUGGCACACUGAAUCAUUCAGAAACUGGGCUUUUUAAUAUUUCGACUUUUUUUGCUUUUGUUAUAAUAUGGUGGAUUGCAAUUUCUAUCUGGACGGGUUGGAAACUGUUUCCAGACGGCAGCUUUACAUUGACGUACAUCUGGGACAAGAAGAAUAGAUGUAAGUGUGGCUGGUUCUUUUUAGGUUUUGUCGCGCCGCUCAUUUUCUGUGAGAGUUUUUUAAACAAUAUUCCUCAAGCUUUCUUGUUUACCUGUAUUGCAGAAAGUUUCAUUGUUAUUAUCGGGAAUGUUAUGUGCAAGUGGGAAAAAAUCAAAUCGACAGGAACUAACUGCGUAAAAUGUUUCCAAGUUUUUUAUUGCUUGUGUACGAUUAUUUUGUGGAUUCUGGCUGGUUAUGUUUUCGACAAAAAACCAACAACAGAUAAGGCAUUAACCCCUGAAAAAUCAAGAGAUUACAAUCAAGACUGUAUCUUUUUGAAGUUUUAUGAUUACCAUGACCUAUGGCAUAUUUUUUCAUCCCAUGCUCUUCUCAUGACAGCGUACCUUGUCAUGUUUAUUAGUCAAAAGAGGGGUUGA
Messenger RNA from Porites lobata, 2163 nucleotides. The record is from the annotation of a GenBank genome assembly. Lineage: Eukaryota; Metazoa; Cnidaria; Anthozoa; Scleractinia; Poritidae.